AUGGCGGCUUGCGCUCUUCUCUUGGCCUUCGCGCUCUACGACAAGUACGACCCCCCUACGAGGUGCUACAUCCGCAUCGACCCGGUUCCUACGCUGCCGCCGCUCGAGGGUCGUAGGGCGGAGAUCGUCGAAGAGCUGGAAGUUCUGCACGACGCCAUCGUAAGCGACAACAAGACGCUGCGCAUCUUGGAGAAUUCGGUGCUGGCCGAACUCACCCCCAACCAGCUGGCCAAGAGGAAGCAACGCAUUCGCACCGCGGUAGAGGCCAUUGCGACGAUGGAGGCGCAGGUGGGGCACCUGAGGACGGAGCUGGUGAGCGUCGAGAGGGAGAUCGCCUCGUGGCUACGCGCCAAGUUCAUCUACGACCACUUCGGCGGGUGGAUGCUGCGGUUCGUGCGUACGGUACCACCCUUCAAGCUAUUCACCUGCGGCAUCUACGGCGAACACGACAAGCACUAG
This is a messenger RNA of Acanthamoeba castellanii str. Neff, 459 nucleotides long. RefSeq lists its product as uncharacterized. The record is from RefSeq and is a predicted model, not a curated record. The coding region runs from base 1 to 459 and encodes 152 amino acids. NCBI's taxonomy places the organism in Eukaryota, Discosea, Longamoebia, Acanthamoebidae. The transcript has a single exon.